Klebsormidium nitens is the source of this 405-nucleotide messenger RNA. The record is from the annotation of a GenBank genome assembly. NCBI's taxonomy places the organism in Eukaryota, Viridiplantae, Streptophyta, Klebsormidiophyceae, Klebsormidiales, Klebsormidiaceae.
AUGGGCAUGCUCGAGGGGCUGUACCACCGCGAGUACGUCGAGGGGGCCGAUGACGACUACCAGACGUCAACACUGACGUCACCCGACUGCAACCUCAACCGCUUCGGACAGGCAUCAGACGAUGGCGGGGACGCGUUCGCUCUUGGCGGCACCUCAUCCAGUGUCGACAAUAGGCGCUUACACAAGCUCGACUCGGUUCGCACAAAAGCGUUCUUAACGUCGAGUCCGGUAGCUUGUUUGCAGAUGAAUAGGCCCAAACAACUGCGGCGCAACAGGGGGGGAACGGAACGGGGCGCGUGGCAGCGAAAAAAGCCCGGUGCAAGAUUCACCAGGAAGUGGCUUCAGCACGGGCGAGAAGAACGGAACAGAGGGGCUGGGCGACUCAACGGCGCGCCGCUGAUCUAG